Xenia sp. Carnegie-2017 is the source of this 793-nucleotide messenger RNA. RefSeq names its product neurogenic locus Notch protein-like. The coding region runs from base 48 to 566 and encodes 172 amino acids. NCBI's taxonomy places the organism in Eukaryota, Metazoa, Cnidaria, Anthozoa, Malacalcyonacea, Xeniidae. The transcript has 3 exons. The record is from RefSeq and is a predicted model, not a curated record.
AGUUCAUUUGUUCAUAAAUGCCUUAAGGAAGCAGUUCGUGCCAUCAUAUGUUUAAAGUAAACAAAAUGCCGAGUUUGACUACGAGUUCAAAGUCGCUUGGCUAUAUUUUAUUCCUGUGGACUUCACUUCGUGGCGUUUUUAGCUUGAGCGGAGAUUAUCAAUUAAAACUGCGUCAGAAUAAAGUUUUGCCAAACGAAGAAUGCUUCCGAAAUGCCUGGGUAGAAAAUGUCUCAAAUUGUUUACAAGAAUGCCUUGGUGAAUGCCGGUGUGUGUCAUUUCAAAUGUGCCAAACUAACAACUGUCAACUCUGCUCUGGAGGUGACGUGGGGAAUCUGAUGAAUCAAUCUGGAUGCUCGUACUUCACAAUGAAAAAAGUUCAGUUCAGCCAACAACGUGAAGAAAGUUGCCUCCCAGCAAUAAACUGCUGUCUAACAUCACAGCCGUGUUUGGACGGCGGCACCUGUAGUAUGUCAGACGACCCAUUAAAGCGCUACUCGUGUAAAUGUAAAAAAAAUCGUAAAGGUGAACGAUGCGAGUUGGAUGUGGUAUCAUGGACGACAGGAUGACAGGCGAAACCGUUCAUAAUUCUGUACUUGUAAUAUUAUUUCUUAAAGACGACAUUUUUAACUAACUUCACACAUUUUGUUUUACUUUUUCCGUAUCGACUAAAUGCUUAUUUGACAUUUAUUUAUUCAUUUCCCAUUCGCAGUUUAUCUUUCUAAAUUUCAAUGACAUGCUGUAAACUCGUUUAUUUGUUCUAAACUUCAAAUAUAUUUUACUCACUCGUGUAAAA